Molecule: messenger RNA, 1710 nt
Organism: Lycium barbarum (goji berry)
Lineage: Eukaryota; Viridiplantae; Streptophyta; Magnoliopsida; Solanales; Solanaceae
Product: receptor-like protein kinase
Exons: 3
Coding region: 1-1710 (569 amino acids)
Molecular function (GO): protein binding
Source: RefSeq, a predicted model, not a curated record
AUGAAGAGCAAAACCAAUUUCCUUUUCCCUCUUGUAGUUUCAAUAUUGCAUCAUUUUCUGGUAUUAUCAGCGACAGCAGAAGUCAGUCUCAAAACUGAUGAAGCUUCUCUACUUGCUUUGAAAUCCUAUGUCACUUCUGAUACUUAUGAUGUCUUGACAAGCAACUGGACCUUAACUACUUCUGUUUGCAACUGGAUUGGAGUCACAUGCAGCUCUCGCCAUCAAAGAGUCAUAGUCUUGGAUAUAUCCAACAUGGGACUAAUAGGCACCAUCCCUCCUCAGUUGGGAAAUCUGUCCUUUCUGGUUUCUCUCGAUAUCAGUAGCAACGGUUUCCAUGGAAUUCUGCCUCGAAAGUUCGCUAAUCUGCACAGAUUCGAGUUUAUAAAUGGCACUUCUAAUAUGUUCACUGGAGAUAUUCCCUCAUGGUUCUCUCUUUUGCCAGAACUCCAGCACUUGCAUCUGGCGUUUAACAGUUUCACAGGUAUUAUUCCACCGGCCAUUUAUAAUGCUUCCAAGCUUGAGAGUUUAGUUUUGGGAUUUAAUCAGUUACAAGGGGAAAUUCCAAAUGAAAUUGGUAAUCUUCAGAACUUGACAUGGUUGAGCUUGGGAUCAAAUCAGCUAACAAGCCUUGUACCACUUAGCCUGUUCAACAUUUCAUCGUUACAACGUCUGGUUCUGAUGAACAAUAGUUUGUCUGGAAACCUUCCUGUCGAUAUAUGCUCCAAUCUCCCAGAACUUACAGUGCUUGCUCUUUCUGACAAUGAAUUUGAUGGUCAAAUUCCUUCGGGCAUUGACAAAUGCUCAAAGCUUCAAAUUUUGUCACUGUCAUUCAAUAAGUUCAGUGGAGUGAUACCUCGAAAGAUUGGGAAGUUGAAUAUGCUGUCUAUUUUAUAUCUUGGUCGCAAUGAUUUGGAAGAUGAAAUUCUAGAAGAGAUUGGAAAUCUUCGUAAUCUAGAGAUAUUCUAUGCACAGAACUGUAGCCUAAGUGGUCCUUUACCAUCUUCUAUAAGUAAAUUAACUUCACUUCAGUUGCUCAACCUUUAUGGCAAUAAGCUCUCUGGCACAUUGCCCCGGGAUUUAUGUUUGAACAUGUCUGUUCUCCGAGCAAUGGAUCUUGGGAAUAAUCUAUUCAGUGGAAGAAUUCCAAAAGAAUUUGAAAACUGCACUUCACUUUCUGACCUCUUCCUAAGAGAGAACAACCUAAUAGGUGAGUUACCUAGGGAGAUUGGUAAUCUUUUCAAUUUGGGAAGAUUAGAUCUGCAUUACAAUUUCUUAACAGGUCCUAUUCCAUCUACAAUAUUUAACAUGUCAAACAUAAGGGGGAUUUCAUUUUUGGGAAACUUCUUUACUGGAAGUCUUCCACCAGAUAAAGGACUUGGUCUUCCUAAUCUUGAAGAACUUUAUCUUGGAUACAAUAACCUUACUGGAUCCAUCCCUCAUUCUCUUUCAAAUGCUUCAAACAUUUUCCGGCUGGGAAUUGGAUAUAAUAACUUUUCUGGUCCUUUUCCAAGGUCAUUUGGUAAUCUAAGACAUUUAGAGUACCUAAACGUGAACGACAAUCAUUUCACAAAAGAACCUUCAUCUCAAGAGUUGAUUUUCUUCAAUUCCUUGACAAAUUGCAGACAUUUAAGACAACUGUGGAUAGGUUAUAAUCCACUCAAUGGAAAUCUGCCGGCUUCUGUUGGAAAUCUCUCAAGUUCUCUUGACUAA